Molecule: messenger RNA, 1524 nt
Organism: Cotesia glomerata
Lineage: Eukaryota; Metazoa; Arthropoda; Insecta; Hymenoptera; Braconidae
Product: ras-related protein Rab-30-like
Exons: 5
Coding region: 526-1143 (205 amino acids)
Cellular component (GO): trans-Golgi network
Molecular function (GO): GTP binding; GTPase activity
Source: RefSeq, a predicted model, not a curated record
ACUGAAGAAAUUACUACUAAGACGUCUAUAUACAGUCAGGUAACGUCAAGUAACACAGUAACGAGUUGUAGGAGUGAUUGGGCCUACAUAUACGAAAAUAUACAGUAGAUAUAAUAGUUAAACUGUUAUAAUUUAAUAGACACUGACAUAUAUAAUAAUAAUAAUAGUAAAGACAGUGAUUCGAUAAUUAAAUGACAGCAGAAUGUAUUGUGUGUUGUUAUUUAAAUAAAUAAAAUUAUAAAAUCAGCUGUCAUUAAUCAUGAAAGUGGUUGUUAUUUUUGUAUGACAUUAUUGUCUUAUUUUUGUUAUUGUUGUUCUGGAAGGAGCGAUAGAAAUAACUCCAAACACACAUUUAAGGGGAAAUUUCACAACCAGUGAGAUCACCGUCAAGGUUAACAAACAAGAAAAGUGUUCUUUAAUGGUGCAAUAAAAAAAAAACGAGAGAGUUGAAUAUUAAAAAAAUAAAACAAUUAUUUUGUGAGCAGUCCAAGUCUUCUGGUAUUGUCUUGGAGAUUCUUAAAUGCGAUGGAGGAUUAUAAAUUUCUGUUCAAAGUUGUGCUCGUUGGGAAUGCUGGUGUUGGAAAGACUUGUUUAGUUCGUCGAUUUACUCAGGGAUUAUUUCCUCCUGGACAAGGAGCUACUAUUGGAGUAGAUUUUAUGAUUAAGACUGUCGAAGUAGAGAAUGAGAAAGUCAAGUUGCAAAUUUGGGAUACUGCAGGUCAAGAACGUUUCAGGUCUAUAACUCAAAGUUAUUAUAGAUCUGCUCAUGCACUUAUUCUUGUGUAUGACAUCUCUUGUCAGCCUACAUUUGAUUGUUUACCUGACUGGUUAAGAGAAAUUGAAGAGUAUGCGAGUAAUAAAGUAUUGAGGAUACUCGUUGGUAAUAAAAUUGACCGCGAAGACAGAGAAAUUCCAACUCACGUAGGUGAAGACUUUGCUCAAAGGCAUGGGAUGUAUUUUUUGGAGACCUCUGCCAAAGAAGCUGAGAAUGUCGAGAGAUUAUUUAUGGAAAUAGCUGCUGAGCUUAUGGAGCAAGCACGAAGUAAAGAAUUACCGAGAUACGAGACAAAUGCUACUUCAAUAAACGGGAAAACAACAUCAAUUGGUGACAGUGGUAACUGUACAUGUAGUCGAUUAUCUUAAUUAGUAAAAAUAUAACUAUUAAAAUUAUAUAUAAUAUUUAAACGAAGGGUGAGAAAUUAUUUUUCAUUUUGUAAUACUGAAGAUUUUAUUUCUUCGGGUACUUAAAUAAUUCCGACUCUUCGGUUAAUUUGACCAACAAAUAAUACAAGUGAUAUGAUUUUCAAGCUCAAUGGUAAUUUUUUCAUAUUUAGAAUUUUAGUCAAUGGUAUAGAAACUAAUAAACAUAAAUAUGGAGGCGUAGUCUUGUGUCCUAGUAAAUGUAAAAUAUAAUUAAUUUUUUAUAUUGAGUAGAUAUAUACAUUUACCUCCAAAAAUCAUACUCCAUUGAGAAAAUAAAGACUUUAUUGUUUUUUUGCUAUUUUGACCGACUAACUUGAAAAA